UCGACCCACAUAGCAACUAGCAAAUAUAGCAAGAUGAGAGUGGUAGCGGCAAUAUUAUGCAUUGUUGUUCUCGCAAUUUGCAGCCUUGGAAUCCAAGGUGACAUCCAGGCCUAUCCCUCCGUCUCCUUCAAUGUGGCGGAUAUCACCGUGGCCACAUACAGAGAAUUCAUAGGGGCACUGCGCAAAUUACGUAUUUGUUCUCUUCUGUUGCAUCAAAUAUGCGCAUUCAACCCCGAAAGUAAAGUGCCGGUUGGGAACCGGUUCGUUAUGGUCGGUCUCAUCAAUGGCGACACAGUCACGUUGGCAAUAGAUGUGGUGAACCUUUAUGUGGUGGCUUUUAGUGGUGCAAAUAACAAAUCCUUCUUUUUCAAAGACGCUACGGCACUUCAAUACAACAAUUUAUUCGUCAGCACCAAUCAAAUCAACUUAGGCUUCAACGGCACCUAUCCCAGCCUCGAGAAGCAGCGAGGAGUUAGGGAGAGGGACCAACUCCCUCUAGGACCAACUCCCUUAGCUGACGCCAUCACAAGGUUGUGGUACGGUGGGAGUGUCGCCGAACCGCUCCUUGUGGUCAUUCAGAUGGUUUCGGAAGCGGCAAGGUUCAAAUACAUUGAGGAACAAGUCCGCAAAAGCAUAACCGAUCGAAACACUUUUACACCAAAAGGUUUGAUUAAGAGCAUGGAGAACAAAUGGUCGGCUAUGUCCAAGCAGGUUCUGCUUUCGAAAGAUCGAGAAACCUUCAUUAACAGCGUUCAACUCCAAGAUGACAAUUACAAGCCCCUCAUAGUAAACAACUUUUCUACACUCAGUCACUAUACCAUGGUCGCGAUUCUUCUCGACAAAAGCGUCACGACUACUAGUAGUCGUAAUAGCAAUAUUGCUCUAGCCGAGGACUACCACAACAAUGAAUUGAGAAAACUCUAAAAUUGCUGUAACUGCCUAACCCCCACAUCUCACCCUUAAAUUAUUCUGUGUAACCUCAUUUCUUCCCAAACUGGUUUCAAGGCAUAAAAUAAAUAGUUACCCUUCAUCUUUCUCCACA
This is a messenger RNA of Camellia sinensis, 1042 nucleotides long. The record is from RefSeq and is a predicted model, not a curated record. NCBI's taxonomy places the organism in Eukaryota, Viridiplantae, Streptophyta, Magnoliopsida, Ericales, Theaceae.